Molecule: messenger RNA, 4974 nt
Organism: Mizuhopecten yessoensis (Yesso scallop)
Lineage: Eukaryota; Metazoa; Mollusca; Bivalvia; Pectinida; Pectinidae
Exons: 2
Coding region: 588-1709 (373 amino acids)
Source: RefSeq, a predicted model, not a curated record
UAUAAAUGUAAGAUAUGGCGGAAUGUUUACAUACUGUUGGUUUGUCUGCAAGCUCGGUGAAUAUGUGAGCUUUUCCUCAUUGCAUGACACUGAGAGUCUGAUCAUUGGCCUUCUACAGUUCAACAAAAACACUUAAAGACUACAACAUUUGGUAAUCUGAAUAGAUCUGAGAGAUUCCUGACAAUCAGCUGACAAAAAUAUAACAAAUGGAUUAGUAACAAAUGGAUCAGUAACAAAUGGAUCAGUAACACAUGGAUCAGUAACAAAUGGAUCAGUAACAUUUUAUGUGAUUGCAUAUUUAAAAACUCUGUUCGAAGGAAUUAAUGAAACUUGUUCACAAAGUCAAAAAAAGGAUAUGUGUGCCCCACCGCCAGGGUAUCAUAAAGCAAUUUGUAUUUGCAAUUGUUGAAUUUGAAUUCAUACAUUUUGACUUUGAAAUAAGAUACUGACUCUGCUGAUGUAGAUUAUACUGUGAAGGUUUAACUGCUGAUGUAGAUUAUACUAUGAAGGUUUAACUGCUGAUGUAGAUUAUACUGUGAAGGUUUAACUGCUUUCAAUAAACAGUGUUUUAACGUUUAACCAGCAAUAUGGAUUUGGAAAUGAGUUCAAUGGGGUCGGGUGAGCAGAUAGUGGCAGACGUGGAUGAUGUGACCCUCGAGGAUGACCUGGAGUACAGCCGUGCUAUGUACUUAGAGGAGAAUAUAGAACCCAUUGAGUACAGUCGUCACAUCAAUGAAGUUGAUGAAAUCAUACCAUUUGAUUACGAUACAAUGGGGGUGGUUGAGGAUAUUAAAGUUCCUCCACAUGAGUACAGUAAAGCUGUCUAUGAGGUUACUCAUGUAGAACCGCAGCCAUUUACUGCAGCCAUCAACGAGAUCUCGGUUCACGAACCUUACCCAUAUGAAAGAAAUAUUGAUGAAUAUGAAGAGACCAUAAAUUUCAAGUAUACAAAAGUAAUAUAUCAUGAAAGUGAGUCCAUUGUAACUGAGCACUCUCGUGGUAUGGAUUCAUUGACCGAGGUGUUGCCUUUUACGUACAACAACAGACUUAAUCAUGAAACUGAUGUGGAGAAUUUCGAGUACAGUGAAACGAUGUACAAAUUGACAGAUGUCAAGGUAGCCGAGUAUGAAAAUGGAAUGCAUGAAGUAAGUAUGUCUGAAAACAAGGAUUAUAGUCGCGGCAUGAACAACCGAGGGUCCAGCGAGGCGAGCAGGUACCAAGGAGGAUUUGACAAACAAGAGGAGACAACUGUGUUUGAGUACAUGGGAGGUUUACAUGACAAGGGUGAAAGCAAUGUACAUAAAUAUGAAUCUGGCAUGCAUGAUGUGUCUGAAGUACAAGGUGAGGAUUAUAGUAAAGGCAUAGAGGAGGUGAUGACCUCAGAAAUCAGGGAGUACAGUAAGGGAAUGGAUGAAAAAGCUAAUAUUCCCUUUCAUGAACACAUGCAAGGGGUCAAUGUUGUGACCGCUGGUAAUCCUAUAAUACAUAGUCGUACUGUGAAAGAGAAGACUAAAGGUCACGCCUUUAAACAUAGCUACACACUGUUCGAGAAAUCUAAAGGUGAAAGUAUGAAACACAGUCUUGGAUUCAAACUCAAAACUGUGGAACCAACCUUUGAGUAUACAAGGGCAGUUUGGCAGUUACUGGAAGCUGAACCCCUGUCCCACGAGAUCCCGCUUAAUGCAAUGGCUGGAUAUGAAGAGGACUAAUGGAGAGUGACAGCUAUACAGCUGUCCUAGGUCUAAUUACAUACAACUACACUGUAAUAUGUAACACUGUCAAGGUCAGUUAUCUGUAACACUGUCCAGGUCAGUUAUCUGUAACACUGUCGAGGACUAAUGGAGAGUGACAGCUAUACAGCUGUCCUAGGUUUAAUUAUAUACAACUACACUGUAUGUACAAAUGACAUCUUAUGAGUUGGUGUAAUUGUACAAGUAGAAGAAUACACAGUUUAUCUGAACUAUACAGCUAGGCCCCAUUAAGAAUUUUGUUUUAAUAUUUAUAUAUAGAUGUACUUCAUGUUGAUUUCCAGUUAUACUCUAUAUGUAACUUUUAUUAUUGUAGGUUUAUUCUUGACAAUCUACCUGAAAUCAGAAAAUUAAUUGAUAUUAUGUUUAACAAAGAAAAGGAUGCAUUUGUUAUGAUAUUUCUUUUUUUAAGGCGUAUUAAUGCCAUCAUUAAUGAUGAUUAUAUGUGUUGUAGGAUAUUAUACCCAUGUAUGUGUUGUAGGAUAUUAUACCCAUGUAUGUGUUGUAGGAUAUUAUACCCACAGAGAACGAUUGUGACAGAGGGCGUGUGGAGUGUAGAGUGGUUGUGACAGAGGACUGUGUGGAGUGAGAACAAUUGUGACAGAGGAUGUGUGGAGUGGCGAACGGUUGUGACAGAGGAUGUGUGGAGUGGCGAACGGUUGUGACAGAGGAUGUGUGGAGUGGAGAACGGUUCUGACAGAGGAUAUGUGGAGUGGAAACGGUUGUGACAGAGGACGUGUGGAGUGGAGAACGGUUGUGACAGAGGAUGUGUGGAGUGGAGAACGAUUGUGACAGAGGAUGUGUGGAGUGGCGAACGGUUGUGACAGAGGACUGUGUGGAGUGGAGAACGGUUGUGACAGAGGACGUGUGGAGUGGCGAACGGUUGUGACAGAGGACCGUGUGGAGUGGAGAACGAUUGUGACAGAGGACGUGUGGAGUGGCGAACGGUUGUGACAGAGGACGUGUGGAGUGGCGAACGGUUGUGACAGAGGACGUGUGGAGUGUAGAGUGGUUGUGACAGAGGACCGUGUGGAGUGGAGAACAGUUGUGACAGAGGACCGUGUGGAGUGGAGAACGAUUGUGGCAGAGGACCAUGUGGAGUGGAGAACGAUUGUGGCAGAGGACGUGUGGAGUGGAGAUCGAUUGUGACAGAGUAUGUGUGGAGUGGAGAACAGUUGUGACAGAGGACCGUGUGGAGUGGAGAACGAUUGUGGCAGAGGACCAUGUGGAGUGGAGAUCGAUUGUGACAGAGUAUGUGUGGAGUGGAGAACAAUUGUGACAGAAUCUUAGUGAUUGGUUUGAAUACGAGUUGAUGUUGUUGAUGUGAGUGUCCCAUUUGAGAUAGCUCUGUAGUUAUAAUCUGAAGUACUUAUUGGAGUCAAUUUGUUGUAUGGUUGUAUUGGUUGUAUUGUACGGUUGUAUUGUAUGGUUGUAUUGGUUGUAUUGUACGGUUGUAUUGUAUGGUUGUAUUGGUUGUAUUGUACGGUUGUAUUGUAUGGUUGAAUUGUGGAGUUUCUAAGUGUUUUGUCUUUGAUGUAGAAAUGAUACUGGGGUAGAGGUUUACCGUAUGUGCCAGUUUUCUGCUGUGUUUAUAUAUAGUAUGCCCUGUUGUAUUGUUUAGUAUAUUAUAGUGUCUCGGCAAAGAGUCUGAGGAUGCUAAGUUUUCCGUUCUCAGGUAGGUUGUUGAUGUACAAAAGAAAUAAGAUGGGGCCUAAGCAGGUACUUUGGCACACAGCUGAUGUAACUGAGAUUGUAUCUGUUUUCCUUCUGGUACGACAAUUUGGGUGCUGUAUGAUAGGACAAUCUAUAGGAGUGUGUUCCCUGUUAUCCUGUUGUACUUAAAUUUGUAUGGUAGUCAUUUAUGUGGGACUUUGUCAGUUGUGAUGAUAUCUGUCUGUGUGCUUGUGUUACUAUUUUGUGCAAGGUCAUGGAUGACUGAUAUGAGGGUUUUUGAUAGGUUGGAUUAUAAGCAGUUUUUAAAAUAAUCUUGUUUUAUUAUUAUUAUUAGCUUUUAGCCAAAUUAUGUUGGUAGUAUCUUUAGUCCAUUGGGAUACCAUUUUUUUUUUUACAAAUAAAGGUGAUAAUUGUUGUCAGUGUAAUAUAUAGAGGCAAGAUCAAUAGGUGUGAAAUUGUCUGAUUUGUUUUCAGCAACAUCUCCUCCUAAAGUACUGGGCAUGUUUCAACGAAAGUGUACUUAGCCUGUGAGAAUGUUAAAUACAUGAAUUGAAGUAGCUAAGAUUCCCGGGGGGCUCUAGAUCUCUUCCUACAGUACUGAGCAGAUUUAUCAUUACUUCCAUAUUAGCCAGGUGAGUGAUUCAGACCCUUUGGCCUGAAAGAGCAUGACAUGAGAUGAGUGAAGGUACCAGCAAGAAAUAGUCUUCAAAUGUUUUGUUUUUUUAUAUAUAUAUAAAUGUAAUUUUUAUGCUACCUCCCAAAAAGUAUCCGAGACAUGAAAUUGUGUGUGAAUGUUGAUUCCUUGACAGCUUCUCUUGGAAGAAGAAUACCUUUGUUAAUUGUGGAUGAUUUGGUGACAAAUGCAAGUCUAGGAUGGUAAUGUCUGUAAACUGUUCAUUUAUGUAACCUGAACAUUGGACUUAUUACUUGUCUGUAAAUAUAUCUGUUUAUGUAUAUGAAAUACACAUCCAAAGAACAUCUGUUUGAUCAGGUCCACUAGUGUCCAUAUUGGACCAUAUACUGUCAUUACUAUUUAUGAGACCCUAUAAACAGUAUGUAAGGAAUGAAGUUUUAGCAGUAGUGUGUACACAUUGUCGGACAUAUCCUCUCCUUUAUCAAUAUAUAUACAGGAUAAAAAUUAGAAACAGUAAUCCCCUUGGCUAGUAUACCGUCUAGUCGUUAACUUUAGUGGGGUUGUGAUUUUGUGUCCGAAAGUUAUUCGCAGGCGUUGAAUUUUGCGAACACAAUUUCUGGAAGUGUAUUUUGGACUUUUUGUUUAUUUAUUUUUAUUUUAACUGUUAAUAGUUUUACAUAGUAUACUUCUUUGAAGACGAUGUUUUGACCUAGUAGCCUCAGCUCAACUUAUAUCACAGACAUGUGAAUUCUGGAUGUUAUGGCAACAAUCUCGAAAUAUGCAACGGGUUUUCGACCUUGGUUUCUUAGCAUGAAAUUAACAAAUCAUCAAGUGCCUGUGAUUCUCUUUUUGAUAUGAAAAUUAUAUAUCUUAAAAUCUAAAUAUACCUCAAUUAUUUGUUUUAUGGAUAAUUUCUAA